Messenger RNA from Columba livia (rock pigeon), 636 nucleotides. RefSeq names its product olfactory receptor 14J1-like. Gene Ontology annotation, cellular component: membrane. Gene Ontology annotation, molecular function: olfactory receptor activity; odorant binding. The transcript has 2 exons. The record is from RefSeq and is a predicted model, not a curated record. The coding region runs from base 1 to 636 and encodes 211 amino acids. Lineage: Eukaryota; Metazoa; Chordata; Aves; Columbiformes; Columbidae. Gene Ontology annotation, biological process: G protein-coupled receptor signaling pathway.
AUGUCGUACGACCGCUACAUUGCCAUCUGCAAACCCCUGCACUACGGGACCCUCCUGGGCAGCAGAGCUUGUGUCCACAUGGCAGCAGCUGCCUGGGCCACUGGGUUUCUCAGUGCUCUGCUGCACACGGCCAAUACAUUUUCACUGCCCCUGUGCAAGGGCAAUGCCCUGGGCCAGUUCUUCUGUGAAAUCCCCCAGAUCCUCAAGCUCUCCUGCUCACACUCCUACCUCAGAGAACUUGGGCUUCUUGUGGUCAGUGCCUGUUUAGGUUUUAUUUGUUUUGUGUUCAUUGUGGUGUCCUAUGUGCAGAUCUUGAGGGCCGUGCUGAGGAUCCCCUCUGAGCAGGGACGGCACAAAGCCUUUUCCACCUGCCUCCCUCACCUGGCUGUGGUCUCCCUGUUCCUCAGCACUGUCAUGUUUGCCUACCUGAAGCCCCCCUCCAUCUCCUCCCCAUCCCUGGACCUGCUGGUGUCUGUUCUGUACUCGGUGGUGCCUCCAAUGAGGGGGUUCACUGCUGGAGGCACCACCGAGUACAGAACAGACACCACCAGAUCCAGGGAUGGGGAGGACAUGGAGGGGGGCUUCAGGUUGGCAAACAAGGCAGUGCUGAGGAACAGGGAGACCACGGCCAGGUGA